CGACUACCGGUGCGCGUCUUCACUGCACUGUUGGAUCACCUUAAUGUCUUGGAAAGCAACUUUGCACUGUGUAUAGAAUAGGGAGAACUGUGACAGGUUUCGUAGCUUGACAGGUGGUGCCAUUAUACAGCUUUGCUAAGCUACGUACUCUGUCACUGUGGUUCAUAGCUCUACUCCCGCCAUUGCGUGCUGUUGGGUAGCAAGUCGGAGCAGCCGGUCCCGAUCGCCGAGCCGCGACAAAUGUCCUCUUACAAAGAUCAAGGCAAUGAGGAGUUUAAGAAGGAGAACUACCUAAAGGCGGCGGCGCUUUACACUAAAGCCAUUAAAGAGGACCCACAGAAUGCCGUGCUCUUCAGCAACCGCUCUGCUGCGCUGCUCAAACUGAACAAGGUCACCAAGGCCUUGGAGGACGCGGAGGCCUGCAUCUCCCUCAAGCCCGACUGGGAGAAGGGCUACUUCCGGAAAGGUGCCGUACUGGAGGCCCUCGAUAAGCUGCAGGAGGCUCUGGAUGUGUACCAGGCUGCUGCCCGGCUGGGUGGCGGCGAGGGAGCCAACAAGGAGCUCGCCGUCAAGAUCCGCAACCUGGCAAAGCUGCUCAAGUUUAAGACCACACACAAGGAGGAAACGCUCGAGUCGCUGCUGCUGGCUGCGGUCGCACCCGCCGCCUCCGCAGCAGCAGCAGCCAACGGAGCCUCACAGCCGGGCGGAGGGCGGUUGGCGGGCUUCUGUCGCGACAUGGCGGCCCAUGCACUGGAGCGAGUGGCGGAGUCGGGAGCCACCUUCCCGCCCUCGGUGCACUUCCUGCCGGGCCCCGGCUCCGCCCCUCACGAGGAGCGCGAGGAGCACGUGUCCGCUGCCGCCGCGUUCGGCUCCCCGGAGCUGCUGGGGGGCUUCGUGAGCGGCAUGCGGGCGGAGGCGGCGCGGCUGGCGGCGGAGGCGGUGGUGGCGGUGGUGCCCAAGGCGGCGGUAGCGUACCCGCAGCUCUGGACGCGCAAGGGCUGGCCGGCUGCUGCGGGGCCCAAGCAGCAGCCCGGGCUCUUCGUGCAGCUGGAGGUGCGGGGCGGGGCGGGCCGCCGACACGCCUGGUUCCUGCCUGUGCGACCGGACAAGACGACAGAGACGCCUGUAGCGCUUAACGUGGAGGACUUUGGGCUGCUGCCGACGCUGCUGGGCUAAUGGGCUGGGAAGGGCGUGGGAAGGAGUGAAUAACCUUGUUAGCCGGGUGCAGUAUGGGAAGGAGAGGAGCGGAAUUGUAGUCAAGGGGUGAGGACGUGAUGGAAAAGCGUGACAGGAGUAGGGUAGGGGCCUGGGGUCUGGUUGCCGGAGCUGUAUUCGGGGACGGGGUUGAAUACAGAUCAAUAUCUUUGGUGACCCGUGGGUCUUUCCUGCAUGUGGCGUUGCGCUGGGGUGCUUGCAGAAGCCGGGAGGGGGCAGCCACAGCACUGAGAGUGCAAUGCGAUGCGACGCACUUCAUGCAUCAUGUGAAGAGGUGGUGUGUACCGGUACUGGAGCGGGAGGUUGAGGCGCAGCAAGGGGCGCACAAGGAGGGUUCCUCCGGGCUGAAGUGCGGGGUAUCGUUGCUGCGGUGUGACAGGAAACAUUCCGGUAGUACCAGCAGUCGGGCAGCCCACAUGCGCGCACGCUCUUUGAAGAGUGAUGAUGAUAGGGCAACGCCGCCACUGAAUCCUGCUAUAAACACCCGAGUGCGGGCACGCGAGAUGAUCUGUCAUUGCUGGGGUUCAA
This is a messenger RNA of Astrephomene gubernaculifera, 1743 nucleotides long. The record is from the annotation of a GenBank genome assembly. NCBI's taxonomy places the organism in Eukaryota, Viridiplantae, Chlorophyta, Chlorophyceae, Chlamydomonadales, Astrephomenaceae.